AGAGCGGUUUGGCCCGGAAAUAAACCUUGAACGCGGAAGUGUCAUCUUUGUCGGUGGGUUGCAGUGUUUUGUUUUGAAAUCUUCUGGAGAAAGUGACAGAACCGAUACCAUGUCGACACCGUACAAGGAAAAACUAGUCCGGCUUUUUCAGCAGUACCAGGACUACGUUACCAAGAACCCAGCAGCCACGGCCCAGCUGGAGAGCGGAGUAAGAACACUGUCUUACCUCAUCGCAGGCCGGUUUGCAGAUUCUCAUGAGCUCUCGGAACUGGUGUACUCCGCUUCUAACCUGCUAGUGCUGCUGAAUGAUGGAAUACUUCGUAGGGGCCUUACUCGAACUCUUCCCGUGUCUCUCUCCCAGCAGAGGCUCCUCACCUGGCUGACAGUUCUGGAGUAUGUGGAGGUCUUUACAGAGAUGGGAGCUGCCAAGCUGUGGGGAGAAGGCGGACGCUGGGCUGUUAUUGUUCUCAUACAGAUCGCUAAGGCGAUCCUGCGAAUUCUGCUUCUUUUUUGGUACAAGUCAGGAAUACAGACGUCUCCUCCAAUCAUUCCUCUGGACAGGGAGACGCAACUGUGUAACAGAGAAAAUGAAUGCACGCAGGUGGACUCCUCAUUUGUUGGCCAGCGAUCUGGAAGGAUCAUGAGGUCAUUGAGUAGCACCCCAUGUUUCCAGUCCAGACUCUGGGGAGCUCCUCGGCCUGAGGACAGACAAGGGAGGCCAGAAGAUGAAUUAAAUCGCAUCCCGACUCCACUGGGCCUGCAGGAGACUAUAGCCGAGACCCUGUACAUCACACGUCCGCUUGUCCACUUGCUGUGCCUGGGAAUCUGUGGAACAAGGUCAUGGAAACCAUGGCUCAUUUCUGGGAUUCUGGACAUAACAAGUUUCGGUUUAAUGAACGACAUGAAGUCACUGAAUCGCCGAGAACAGACUGAGAUGAGGCGCAGAGCCUUCUUCCUCCUUUACUACCUGCUGCGAUCCCCCUUCUACGACCGAUAUUCAGAGACAAAAAUCUUGUUUUUGCUCCGAUUAUUAGCUGACUAUGUGCCAGGUGUUGGAUUAGUUGCACGUCCCCUGAUGGAAUAUUUACCUGUUUGGCAGAAGGUUUAUUUUUACAACUGGGGAUGAAAUCCUUGCUGUGGGGACUUUCAGGAACCACAUUUUAAAUGCUGGGGCUAUGCAGGAGAACUGGGAGCGAGUGGAACUGAGCGCACUGGAACUCAGUAAAUUAGUGCCAGUCUUAAAAAAAAAUUAUCACAAGAUCUGAUGAGGACAUCUGUUGUUAAUGAAUGUAAAAUAAGCUGUGGAAACAUUUUUCUGUUUUUAAUUCUUUAUAAGGAAUUUACUUUUUCAAAACAGUUUUGUUUUUCUUUUUUUGGACAAUUGUUAUAUUGUUUUUGUUAAAUCUGUUUGUUUUUAAUUCAUCUUUCAAACUCUUAAAAAUGUGUGAAGUGUGAAUUACCUUAUUUUAUGGGAUGUUUAUUAAGAAGAGUCCUUAGAUCCUCCAUGACAGCUUGUCUGAACCUUUACCUUUCUGUUCAUUUCUAACCAGCUACACAUGAAACCCUUCUGCAGUAUCCUCUCUUUUGGUUUUCCCCCUUAUAGAGAUCUGUGGUUGGCCUUCAAAGUACCUUAUGUAAAAGAACAUUUAACAUGGACACUGUACCCUUAAAAUUUGGGGGGUUUCUCAUAAAUGUUAUUUACAUAAACUAUAUUUGCAUACAGUUAAAAAUGCAAUCAUUGAGUAAAGAUCACUCAGUUUUUCUCACAAGAAUAACUAGAUGAGCUGGCAUUACUUUAGAUGAAAAUAAUUUAGGAUCCAUUACAUUUAAUAUUGGGUGUUGCAUCCUCUUUGUUUUAAUGCCAGUUAAUGUAGUGGUCAUUUUUGUAAUCCAUGGUUGUAUUAUUGCGAAUUAAAUAUGUCAUGUAUUGGAAGUGUGCUAUUAAGAAUUCCAAUUUCUAUCUGGAAAAGUCAUUUCUAAGGGGAUAUUUCUAUGGUGUUUUUAGGGCUAAUAAGUGCCAGCUGGAAAUGUAUAGAAAUUGCAUUAUUUUUCACUGUGUGAAAAGUAUGUAAUUGCUUUUGUUAAUGCCAAUUAAAAAAAUGUAUACAUAAGAGUUAUAUGGAAAGUUCAAAGUGGGUUGCUUGGCAAUUAGCGCUGCAUCCUAGAUCUUGGGUCCUGGGUUCGAUUGUGGCUGGGACGCUUCCUUUGUGAACUUUGCAUGUUCUCCAGUGGAUGCUCCAGUUUCCACCCAGGGCCCAAAGACUUUGUGGGAAGGCUGCCUGGUGGCUCUUAAUUCUCCCUGUGAGUUUGCCUCUAUGUCCUGGAGGGCUGGUGUCCGACUUCUACUUUGUUCCUUAUGCUUCUGGGAUAGGCUACUGGCUGCGGUCACCGACACUGGAAAGAAUCGGCAUUCUGAUGAUGCAUGAAAGGAAGUUAAAAGUUUUUAUUAUUAUUCUGGAAGCCUGCAGGGAUCUGCAAGUACCAGAAUCUGGGGGGGGGGAGUAAUUUAUAUACACUCUUGGGAUGCUUUCAAUAAAUCUCUCUUAAGAACAAGA
This is a messenger RNA of Lepisosteus oculatus (spotted gar), 2555 nucleotides long. It is a transcript of the gene pex16, whose product is annotated as peroxisomal biogenesis factor 16. Gene Ontology annotation, biological process: peroxisome organization. Gene Ontology annotation, cellular component: peroxisomal membrane. Lineage: Eukaryota; Metazoa; Chordata; Actinopteri; Semionotiformes; Lepisosteidae. The record is from RefSeq and is a predicted model, not a curated record.